Molecule: messenger RNA, 855 nt
Organism: Cryptotermes secundus
Lineage: Eukaryota; Metazoa; Arthropoda; Insecta; Blattodea; Kalotermitidae
Product: histidine-rich glycoprotein
Exons: 1
Coding region: 1-855 (284 amino acids)
Source: RefSeq, a predicted model, not a curated record
AUGGUGUCAACCACGUCGUGGAGAUUAUGGCGCCUCCACGUCUUUCUGGGCACUUUUUGUCUACUCCAGGCUCUCUGCAUGUGCCGGGAGCUUGGACGCCUCGAACUUCUUCCUGGAGAAACCUUAGAAGAUACAGACCUAGAAGCUGAAGCUUCUGAAUUCUUAGUCGUCAGAAAAGGAGACAGCGAUGUAGCGGAUCUAGAAACUGCGGCGUCACACCAUCAUGACCAUCACCAUGAGAAGGGAGGUGGCCACAAGCACCACUCUGACCACCACCACCACCACGGUCACAAGGGAGACAAGGGCCACAAACAUCAUCACCACCACGAAAAGGAGGACCACGGUAAACACGGCAAGGAACAUCACAGUGGACACUACAGCGAACACGGUGGCCAUAAGAAGAAACAUCAUGACGAGGCUGGCCACCAUGGCGAACACCAUAAGGGAGAAAAGGGCCAUAAGGGGGCGAAGUACGGAGAGAAGGGUGGCCACAAGAAGGGACACAAGACACAUGGCUACCAUAACAAAUUCCACAAGGACGAAUACCACAAAGAACACAAGUUCUACGACGACUACCACAAGGGAGGCCACCACCACAAACACGGCGACUUCCACGCUCAUCAUGAUAAGAAGGAAGGUGGCCACAAGAAGGGUGGACAUCACAAGUCUGGCCACCAUGAUGAUCAUUACGGAAAGAAGGGUCACCACGACAAGGGUCAUUACGAAGAUGAACAUAAGGGCCACAAGGGUCACCACGGUCACGAAGAACAUCACGGACACCAUGAGGACUACGGCAAGAAGGGUGGUCACCAUGAUGGAAAGCACUGGGGAUACCACAAAGGUCACGGACACUAA